AUAGGUAAAAGAUAUAGGAUAAAAAAAGGAUUUGAGGUUACACGCAAGAACGUUUGUUUAUAAUAAAACUAAGUAUCGAUCAAAUAUUAAUCGAAAAUAAUCGAGAUAGCCACACUAUAUGAACAAACCUGUAUUUUUCCUAUUCUAAACUAUUGAUAAUAAAUCAUAAUCGAAUAUUUCCUAACACUAUUGCAACUUAUAUACAACACAUACUAACAUAACCUCAAUUAGACAUAAUAAACGAUUACGCCAUCUUGAAUAUCGAAUGAUUUUUCAUAUUUGCUUCGGUUGUCUGUAUAGGCCAAAAUAACUGCACAGUUUUAUCAUACACAUGUAUUGGUAGGCCUGCAUAGGCAUGCCUGUACAGUCAUAAUUGACAGACUUACCGGAACGUCGUGUGGUCGAACAUUAUUAACGAACAUCAUUUCCGGAAGGAAAAAUAUUAUCCUCCGUCGCGGGGCUGGCUUGUCACUGUUUCAUUGGAAAAUCGAUUCGGAAAACAUCGCUCCGGGGUGAAGAUAGCGGCGAGAUUACCCGGACAGUAGUGAAACGCAAAAGAUAAAAUGUCGUGGUGAAUUUUUGGCUGUUGAAACAUACGACGAAAACCGCCGGAAUGACAGGUCAUAUCUGGUUCUGCUUCUUAUUGUUCUUAACGGGCUACUGUGAUUGCUCACUAACGGGGACAAUAUCAUCGUUCCCGAUAAACCUCGAGAACAAUCCUUACUGUCGUAUUUGCCCCAAUCACACCAUGUGCCGAUUUCCGCUCGAUACUGAUGGCAUUAGAUGUAUAAACCUUCAGCAUGCUGAUCUGGACGACAAAGAUAUUGAAACUAUACUCCAUUGGCACAAUACUUAUCGCAAUACUGUGGCAAGUGGGAAAGAAAUACGAGGAAAUCCAGGUCCACAACGUCCAGCAAAAUUUAUGAUGGAAGUGAUGUGGGAUGACGAACUUGCUCUUAUCGCGAGACGAUGGGUGGUACAGUGCAAUCUUCUCGAGAAAGAUCAGUGCAGAGAUGUUGGAUUUGGAGUAUGGCAGAAUGUGCACAUUUUCGAGAUAGAUAACAUGGGAAACCUGUCAUCCAUCGCAAGGAUUCGCUUUCAUAUUCAAUCAUGGUACGACGAAGUAGAAGAUUUCGAUUCGGCGGAAUUCGGAUUGGUGAAUUUCGUCGCAAAAAGUAACUUGCCUUACAUUCCAUUCGCGUUGUCGACAAUCAGCCGGAUCGGUUGCGGUCGUGCAAUUUACACACAGCGAUCGAGAUUCAAAGUCAAAAACAUGGCGACGUCGUCAACCGAACAUACAAUAGCCAUUGCAUACGGAGAAGUUCGUGUAGAGGCUCUCGUGUGCAAUUAUGGCCCUCUUGAUUGGAACACACCAAGAGAAUUGUACGAAGAUGGUGUACCGGCUGUUUGUCCAGCGGGAACGAUGCGGAGCACACAAUAUCGAGCCCUAUGUCAAAAGUUUCAGGGAUGGCAUACACAAAAGCAGCGUAAAGUUCAAGAGAAGCGAGGUAAAAAGAACAAUGGAACAACGAGCAACAAAUUUUUGAAAUCUACAGUUUAUCUUAUUCAACUAGUAUUAUUAUUUCUGAUACGCCUAUUGACGUGAUCGUCCACUUAUCAUCGUUGUCUGAUGUGCUAUUAAUAGACCUAUAUUCACCAGUUAACCACUGUUUAUACCAUAGUCACCGGGGUCGGCCCAUUAACUUCGAUAACGAGGAACCUGGAUCUACUAAACGCGUCUAUCGCCUACCAUGUUGACUUCUUACUCUUACGGUCAAUUUGCCGUCCUCUUACUUUUUUUUGUCAACUCCAAGAAUUUGAUCUUACGAUUAAACGACCGUGACGAGGCAACACGAACUUGCCUACUGAAAAAAAAAAAAAAA
Messenger RNA from Apis dorsata (giant honeybee), 1883 nucleotides. Its product is annotated as venom allergen 3-like. The transcript is spliced from 7 exons. Lineage: Eukaryota; Metazoa; Arthropoda; Insecta; Hymenoptera; Apidae. The coding region runs from base 614 to 1606 and encodes 330 amino acids. The record is from RefSeq and is a predicted model, not a curated record.